Molecule: messenger RNA, 932 nt
Organism: Hibiscus syriacus
Lineage: Eukaryota; Viridiplantae; Streptophyta; Magnoliopsida; Malvales; Malvaceae
Product: ectonucleotide pyrophosphatase/phosphodiesterase family member 3-like
Exons: 1
Coding region: 1-834 (277 amino acids)
Cellular component (GO): vacuole
Source: RefSeq, a predicted model, not a curated record
AUGGGUACUCAAGAAGAAGACCCUACAAGCCCUUCAAGGGCUCUUCUUUCUUGCAUAUUCCUCACCUGCAUUGCUCUUUCGGCUGCCUUUUCAGCAACAGAUCAAAGCGUUUCUCGACCUUUGAAGAAACUGGAAAAGCCUGUGGUCAUUUUGAUUUCCUGUGAUGGGUUUCGGUUUGGGUACCAAUUCAAGACCUCAUCACCAAACAUCCACCGUUUGAUUGCUGAUGGGACUGAAGCUGAGUUGGGUUUGAUUCCUGUUUUCCCUACACUUACUUUCCCUAAUCACUACUCUAUUGUCACUGGACUUUAUCCUGCUUAUUAUGGAAUUGUAAACAACCAGUUUGUGUAUCCUAAAACUGGUGAUGCGUUCACUACGUCAAGUCAUGAGCCAAAGUGGUGGCUCGGUGAACCACUUUGGGAGACUGUGGUCAAUAAUGGGUUAAAGGCUGCUACCUAUUUUUGGCCUGGAAGUGAGGUGAAAAAGGGCUCUUGGGAUUGUCCUAGAAAGUUUUGUAUGUUGUAUAAUGAAUCUGUUCCUUUUGAGGAUAGAGUUGAUACUGUUUUAAGCUACAUUGAUUUGCCUAGCAGUGAGGCUCCUGUGUUUAUGACAUUGUAUUUUGAGGAUCCUGAUCACCAGGGUCACCAGGUUGGACCCGAUGAUCCUCGGAUCACCGAGGCCGUUGCUAGGAUCGAUAGUUCGAUUGGGAGGUUGAUUGAUGGUUUAGAAAAAAGAGGGGUUUUUGAGGAUGUUACCAUAAUUAUGGUUGGAGACCAUGGGAUGGUUGGUACAUGUGAUAAAAAACUGAUUUUCCUUGAUGAUUUAGCUCCUUGAAUUAAAAUUCCUGCUGGUUCGGUUCAGCGUCAUGUUCCGAUACUUGCGAUUCGUCCACCUCCCAGUUAUUCACCGUCGGAUUUUGUUGCAAAGAUGAA